AUGCCGCUGGUCAAGCGGGCAGUCUCGCCAGUCGACCUCAGUCGGAUUAAAAUACCACCGGAAGUGACAAAUGGGGAACUUCAAUACGUUGCGAAUAGCUCCCUAGCAAAUCUUAUCAGGCAGCUAAGUUCCAUCAGUAAACAUGCUGAGCACAUCUUUGGUGAAAUCUACUUGGAAGCGAUGAAGCUGGAUCAUAAAUCAAACACUCUCGAAAAGCGGAUAGCGAAUCUUACGGAAAAAGUGUCAAAAUUGGACUCAACUACAGAACAAGCCAGCUUGGGUGAACUACAAAUGAGAAAACCAUUCAAAAGUUCCAUGUUGGUUGAUCAGCACACUUUGGAUCGAAGUACCUUACCAGUUGCGUUGGCUGAAGUUUAUUCACGGUGCGAUCCUCCUCCGAACUUGGAUGCGCUCAAUCCUUUCAGAGAUCCUGGAGCUCCCGGUGCUCUCAGCCUAUACACCAAUCCUUCAUUUUUCUUCGAUCUAUGGAGACAGGAAAUGCUCAAAGAUUGCGCUGAUAAUAAUACGAGAAGACGAAUUAAAUCUCCAACACCUGAUGGGUUGGCUGCUGUGAAGAGUCCGAAGAAGCGAAGGCAGCGAGUACCCCCGCAGCAUCAAGAAGUACCGAGGCAACAAGCAGCCAGGUAUAUGUCUUCCUUGCGGAAUCCUCGUGCUGCAGCGUUAUCGUUCCCUGAUGAGUACCAAGCGCCUCAAGCUUUGGGAUUGCAGUUGCACAAAACAAGUCAAAUUCAGCACAUACAGCCUCCGCAGACCCAGAAUACAUCCAUGCAAUCGUCCAUGAAUGCUACUCGACCAGCACCAUCGGUAGAAAGUCGCCAAAGAGCUGUUGUCAGUCCAGUUAAGGAAAUGAAGCGCGAACUUCCGCCUCCGGAUUUGGCUCUGCUCUCCAUAGACGACGAGGAUGAGGAAUUGCCGCCUCCACCGCCUACUCUGAUGCACACAAGUGUGGUGCACCACCUUCCAUCACCACCACCGAGUGCUAUUCAGCUUGUACCCAGCGAUGCACAAGCAGUGCCUCCUCCACCAGCCCCUCCGCCGCCUCCACCUACUCUUAUGGCUGCUCCAGCUCCUGCUGCAGCGACCUUCGGAGGAGCCACUAAGGCAUCAACUGAGACUGAAGGUGAAGAAAAGAAACCUGAUACACGAAGUAAUCUGCUGGCAGAAAUCCAGAGUGGCAUCAAGCUGAAAAAGGUACGCCUUGCUGAGGAAGCUGCUGCGGACAAAGCCGCAGCCGAAGCCAACGAUGUCGCAGCGAUUUUGAAACGACGCAUGGAACAUGUGAUGGGCAACGACGACGAAGAAUCACAGAGCAGCGGCGAUGACGGAGAAUGGGAGGAUUGAUUCGAGACGCAUCAUGUAACUUUGUUUUGACCAGCGUUAAGCGAGUUUGAGCUGUAGUCU
This is a messenger RNA of Cylicocyclus nassatus, 1422 nucleotides long. Lineage: Eukaryota; Metazoa; Nematoda; Chromadorea; Rhabditida; Strongylidae. The record is from the annotation of a GenBank genome assembly.